UGAUAAGGAUCCUAACAACUUCCUGUUGACAAAAGUGGAUUUUCGAUUCUCUAAAGCGUAUUUUACCUUAUAAUAACACGUUAGCAUAAAGGUUACAUCAUACACAUUCUAUAGUAACAAAACUGCACUUACUACAAAAUCAUUGUCAUGUUAAAGAACCAUAGUAGUUGAAAGAUACUUGUUUCGGUUAGACACAUUUUUUUUUACCAAAGGAAUUUUAAACAACACAAAUUAAGGAUAAUUUUGUGGAAUUCAUUGAUUGACAAUGGACUUUGCAGAGCUUCCAGUGACUCUAGUCAUCAAAGCACCUAACCAACGAGUUGGUGACCACACAGUAGAAUGCAUGCUUGGUUGGACAGUAAAAAAACUAAAAGCACAUUUGGAAGAAGUUUAUCCAAGCAAACCAAAAGAGACUCACCAGAAACUUAUCUACUCUGGAAAGUUAUUGCAAGACCAUUUGUUGUUGAAAGAUGUAAUCAGACAGGAUAAUACACAGACACACCACACAGUUCAUCUUGUGUGCAAUCAUGAAUCUCAAGAAAGGAUAUCCCCCCAGUCUGUGUCUACAGCAUCACCAACAGUAAACACAAUGCCAAAUACAGAAGGAUUGCGGUACAGAAAUAAUACGCCAAGCGUUCAACAAAACAACUAUUAUGGAGCCGUACCCAGCACAAGUCAACCCCAGCCUCAGCCUCAGAUGAUGUCACAGGCAGGUAUGACACAGGAACAAUACAUGGUGAUGAUGCAGACGUACUACAACCAGAUGGCAGCACAGUACAUGCAAUACUAUCAGACUGGGGCGUUUCCCGAUAUGGCCAACAUUCAGAUAGCAGCACAAGAUAUCACACCACAAAACCCCCAAGAACAAGUUCAGCCAAACAAUGGCCCAAUUCAACAAGAUGACAACCAAAAUGUUAUCCUUGAUGCUCGUGGACGUGUAGUGGAAAACGUAGAUAAUGAUGAUGAGUUCGGACAACACGAUUGGUUGGAUUAUAUUUACACAUUCAGUCGAUUUAUGGUUCUCAUCAGCAUUGUGUAUUUCUACUCGAACUUCACAAGAUUUGCUGUUGUUGCACUGUUUUUCUUCAUUGUAUAUUUGUAUCAAACAGGAUUCUUCAGAGUAAGGCGAAGGCAUCCAGUACAACGUCCACCACAGGAACAAGCACAACAGCAACAAGAGAAUGUACAACCUGAUGUUCAACAGAAUGAUAAUAAUGAACAGCCAGAACCUACAGAAGAAAGUACUCCACAAGAACCUCCCAAACCUAGUGUCAUAUCUAUUGCCUGGUCUUUCUUCUCAACCUUCUUCACAUCAUUGAUCCCAUCGCCACCACCAGCAGUUAAUGCUAACUGAGGGAUAAAACACAAUAUCUUGAAUGUACACAAACAAUUCCUGUAACAAGGACAUCUUAUAGUAGAAUUGUGUAUAAAGAGCUACAUUUUCUGAUUCUAAACAGUUGAACUGUAUUCUGGUCAUGAAAAACUGCAGAAAUAUUCAGAGGAAUUUAUAUAAUGUAUUUUGGUAAUGUUCAGAAUCAAUAAUUUGUAUUAAGAUUUCGGAAGAUAGUGGUAAUACAUAAAGACUGUGUUCUUCAUUUUGAAGAUUUUUUUUUAUAAGCUUUUCAUCAUUGUUGAAGGAUAAUACUUUAGAAUGAACACAAACUCAUAACACUUUUUCAAAUGAGUUUAACGUAAACAUAUGAGCAGUUGAAAUAUAAAGUAUUGUAAAUAUCAAUUGUACAAUGUACUCUUAAAGGAAAUUUUAUCUGUCUGAUACAAAAACUAUGAAAUCCAAGGGACUGGAGCAUGUCUUAUAAUCAAGAGUAUUUCUUUGAAAUCCAUUCUAUGAAACAAUGAUAAUUUUGUCAAUUCAUUUAUAAUCAGCCAAGCUGUAUAAAAGUCAAGUAUUAAUUGCAGUGUUGAUGGGUUGUAUUUUGAUAAAUUUUUUUAUUAUACACAUAUUGUUUUGUCAUUCAUAAAAAAAUCAUAAACAGUUACUUAUGUACGUUGUAAGCAGCUCUACUUUAAAUUAUCAGUUUAUUUAUAUCAUCACAAACUGAUGAAGAUUCAAAACUUUUUUACAAUUCAGGUAUACAUGUAUUUCAAAAUUGUGAAAUUUGGUUUGAGUUUUUAAAUGAUAAAGCUUCUUGUCUGAAAGUGAACCUGCCUUGAUGUUUUUCUUCUUAGGGCUGUUCCAUUAAAUUAUAUAUAGUUCUCAGUGAAAGCACUUUGAUAUGUUGACCAUCUAUAGAGGCAAUUUUAGAAUUUUACUUACAUUUUCACUUUACAAAAAAGUAUUUGACACCCUUACAUGGUGGAGAAUUGGAAGUGACUUUCUCGGUCCCAUGUGAGUUUUUAUGGAAUAGCCCAUAUAUGAAAAGGGCAUUGUUUUAUAAAUUUUUAUAAAAUUUAUUGUGAUAAUCUGCAUAUUUGAUGAUGUUAUCUACCUUGGUUAUUUUCAUAUAUAUUAUUAAAAAAUCAUUUAGUUUAUAAAUGUUUUAUGUUAAUUUUUUUGUCUGUUAAUUACUAAAUUGGAGAUUAAUAUUGUGUUAGAUACUAAUUUUGUUAUUUCCUUUUGAGAUUUUUUUUACUUCAUUUAGUAGGAAAUAGUAUGAUUUUGUUCUAUGGGGAAAAACAUUUUUAUUAAAAAAAAGAAAACAUUUGAUUUCUAAAAUUUUCCAUAAUUAUGAAAUUUUAUCAUAUAUAAAUAUGAUUUGAUGAUAUUAUUUUGUUACUUACAUAUUGCAUUCAAUUGUCAUUAUGAAACUUAGAAGUUCAAUUUAAGUUCAGUCAUCAUUUUAAACAUUUCAUUAGAUUCAACAUCAGCAGAUUAAUAUACAAUAACAGUUAUUCAAAUUAUGAUAAAUGAUAAUGUACUUUAUCUCAUGUGUCAAACAUGUAGGUGUAGAUUGUAUGUAAUUCAAGAUUUCAUGUAAGUGAUUGUAAUUAUUAUUCAACUUCAUUUACAAAUAUUUGUUUUCAAAGGAUUUUUGGUAAUGGCGCUUCUAUACUAGUUGUCAGUCUUUGAAAGUUAGACAAAGUAGUUGCUAACAAAACACAUAAAUUUAGUUACUUAUCAGAAUUUCCACUGAAAAAUAAAAUAAAAAAUAUUCAAGAAUUUUAUAGCCAAAACAGAUUGCAGACACCUGUAAACACCACUUUGUAUAGCAUUCAUACAUCUGCAACUAUUUCCCUUACAAUAAAAGUUGUUCGUAAUUUAUAAUUAAAAAAUGUGGGAGGUGUCUAUAUGAAUAUUCAUCAUUUCCUUAUGCUUUAAUGUUAUGUGUUUUUUUUUGUUAUGUUAUUAAGAUUAUCUGUUGCUUGUUAAUGUGUUUGUUAUGUACAUAUGUAUAAAAAUAUAACUGCCAAAAAAUGGAAAGAAAUGAAAUCCAAUAUAUGUAUGCUCAGUAUGCUAAAAAUUUCAUAAUAAGCUUAAAUUUGGCACAGUGCUAUGCAAAAUACAUAUUUAAAAUUUAAAUAUAGUGCAUAUUUGCAUAUUUUAUAUUCUUUGUACUAUUUCAUUAAGUAAUUAUGUUAUUAGAUCAAUAACUCAUUUAUACAAAAAACCAAUGCAAUUGAAAUUUAUGUUUUCGAAAACUUCAUGGUCAUUUUCAUUUUUCAGAAAAGACAAAUAUAUAUACAUUGUUUGAAGAAAAAAGUUUAAAUUAUGCACAAUUUUAGCAUAAAUCUACAUAAUUAAUGACUUUUGUAAACUACAGUUAUUCUCAUUCAAAACAGAAUUAAGAAUAAAGAUAAAUGUUUUUGUAUGUACAUUUUAGGGAUUUACUAAUUUAUUGAAAAGAAUUAAUCUGAGCAUUUGAAAGUGAUAUGUACAUAAAUGUAUAUAAAAUGUAAAUAAACAUUUAUAGAUUAAUAUAUGUAAAUACAGUUGAAUCUUGUCAGAAACUCUGUCAAGUUCUUGACUAAAUAAAGACAAAACUUAAGUAUUAGUCUUUUAACUUUGAGAUUGUCAGCUGUCACAUAUUUUAGAAUAGAAAAGUGUACAAUGACCUCUUAAUAAUACACAGUACACUUUGAUAUCACACUUUCUGGUGAAAAAUAAUCCACAAUCCAGAAAAUUUACUGUAAAAAAUCACCCAUAAGGUUUAAACUAAAAUGCAAUGUCUGUAUACUGAAAAAUUGCAACGGUUUAAUACAUGUAGAAUUUAGUGAUUUUGUCAGUAUGAUAAACAGAUAUAACGUACUAAUCUUUGAAUUAAACUGUCCUAGAUAUUAGCAGAAAUAUAUUCUCAAAUUGACAGUAUGAAUGCCUAGAAUAUUGAAACAGAACUAAGAUGGCUCUUUCUUUGGAGUUCUACAUAACAAGAUUCAACUGCAUGUCAUCUCAUAUAUGAGAAAAUAAUGGUGCUUUAGUUAUGGUUGAGUGGUUUUUCUCUUAUCAUUCAUUUACCAUCAUUUUUGUGAUUCCUAAAGAAUUCCUAGAUGUAGAUAGUAUUAUCAGAACUUUAGAACCAUGUGGGAAAUAAAAUUUUUUUAAAUAUAA
Molecule: messenger RNA, 4504 nt
Organism: Mytilus californianus (California mussel)
Lineage: Eukaryota; Metazoa; Mollusca; Bivalvia; Mytilida; Mytilidae
Product: homocysteine-responsive endoplasmic reticulum-resident ubiquitin-like domain member 2 protein
Exons: 8
Coding region: 266-1354 (362 amino acids)
Biological process (GO): endoplasmic reticulum unfolded protein response
Molecular function (GO): protein binding
Source: RefSeq, a predicted model, not a curated record